AUGGCUGCCAACCCUGUGCCGUCCAAAAACUUCAAGGCAGUAAUCGUCGGUGGAAGCGUGUCGGGCCUGACCCUCGCCAACAUUUUCGAGCAGCUUGGUAUCGAAUAUGUCCUGCUCGAGGCCUACGACGACUGGGCGCCCCAAGUUGGUGCCAGCAUCGGAAUGUUGCCCAACGGCUUGAGGAUUCUUGACCAGAUUGGCGUCAUGGAGUCGUGGGCUGAGGGUGUUCCCCCCGCAUCGGUUGCGGCCAUGACGAGGACCGGCGGGAAACAGCUCAUCAGUUAUGAUUUAUGGGAUAGACACACAUCCGAAAGGUUUGGCACGGUUAUCAACUUUGCCGACCGACAAAAGCUGCUACAGUCCCUUUACGGCACACUGAAGAAUAAAGGCAACCUGUUUUUGAAUAAGCGCGUCGUCAAGGUUACGACGUCUGACGCCGGGGCCAGCGUCGAAACAAAAGACGGUAGCAUAUACCACGGCGAUAUUGUUAUCGGCGCCGAUGGUAUCAAGAGCACUGUCCGCCAGGAGAUGUGGCGCAAUGCGGCAGAGGCAUCCCCCGGAUAUUUCCCCGGAAGCGACUCGAUGAAGCAACUCCCCAUCGAGCACAAGUGCCUUUUUGGGAUUUCCAAGCCACACAAAGCAAUGCCCGCUGGGAAAAGUGCCUACGUGGUCGGUCGGGCACAUUCCUACCUGUUGAUUGGUGGACCGGGCGGCCGCGUCUACUAUUUUCUAUUUGUCAAGCUCCCAGAGAAGCUCUGGGGCGACAAGACGCCAAAAUACAGCGACGAGGACGCCCGUGCGCUGGCUCGGCAAUACAGCGACGAGCUCGUCCUUCCGAAUUGCACUUUUGGUGAGCUCGUAGACGGGUACAGCUCGAUGGGCAUGACUGCGCUCCACGAGCAUGUCUUUGAGAAGUGGCACUGCGGCCGCAUCAUAACCAUCGGUGAUGCUGCUCACAAGCUCAACCCGAUCUCGGGACAAGGAGGCAACAGCGCUAUAGAGAGCGCAGCCGCGGUCGCCAACGCGCUCGGCCCGGCGCUCGACCGGCUCAGCGGUUCGUCCCGGCUCUCCGCCUCCGACAUAGAGGCCGUGUUCCGGGAGGUAGAUAGUGUCCGACACAAGCGGGCCGAAGCGUUGAUGGCGGCUGCCAGGAAACAGCAGGCAAUGAACGCACCAGAGGGCUUUUUCGGCUUCCACAUGACGCUUCUAGUCCCUUAUAUGCUUUCAGUCGAGAAGAUGUGCGAGCCGCAGGUGGUUGGAUGUGCCGACGCGGUGCGGGUCGAACGCCUCCCCGUGCCCUUCCGUCCGCACUUUAUCCCCUUUACCGAUGAGCUGCCGGCCAAGCCUAUCCAGAGCUUGCGCCUGCCCAGGCUCGUGGUUGCGCUGGUCAUGGGCGCCUUGGUCUUGAUGGCGGGCCAUGGAAUUGUGCACAUCAGCGACCUCCCAGAUACUUUCUUGGCCCAGCCCUUUAGGACCGUUUUUACCUCCAACCCAAUCGUCGACAAGAUCCUGCUUGCGCUCACCAAGAUCUUUGCCAUGGGACUGACUAGCCCCAUCCCUGAGCAGUACCUCCAGAUGGUAUACUUCCUCCCGAUGCUGGCGCCACUGAUUUUGAUCUGGGUUGUGGAGGCCAAUAGGAGGGGAAAUCAACAAACUAUUCGGGGCACCAUACUGACGUGGCCAAGCAUAUUCGCCUUGGCAUGCCAGCUCUUGUCCGUGGCCCGCACCGGCCCACUCUAUUUUCUUAUCACUCUCCUCAUCGGCAUCGGCCCGAUUGUCCACCGACCCUCAAGCCGCGUCGUGGACGCCGAUCUGGCCCGAACGGUGCUCCCCGCGACGAUCCUCGGCUUCGUGGUACCCACGGUGCUGAUGCUGACGCCGCAGCGCUCACAGCCGUCCCUCUGGCUCGACCUCACGACCGUCUGGCAGAUCUCGCCGCUGAUCCCGGGCCCGCUGGCCGCCGGCAUGGCGCACGUGCUGCGGGCCCACCGCGGCGCCACCAGGUCCGCAAAGAGCGCCGGGGACGACGCGCGGUUCGAGAUUUACCGCAACAGGGACCUGCCGCACCUGCUGCGGGCGUACGGCGCAAUGUUGGUGCUGACCGCGGCGCUGCACGUCGGCGUGGUGGGGCACAUCGCGGCGUCCUGGUCCGGCCCCGCGCCCCUGUCCCUCGCCGAGACGUUCCUCCGCGUCCCGCUGCCGUGGGGCCCGGACGCCUCGGCGUGGCACCGCGGAAGGUCGGCCGUCGACGUCGCCUUCGUCUUGUUCAAGUGGGACCUGCUCACCCUGGCCGCCGCGCUGCUCGUCUGGUGUCUGUGGAGCGUCCUGGAGGUGCGCAGGAUGGGGUACGUGACGACCCGCGAGGCCUGCCGCGUCGCCCUGGCCGUGCCCGCUGCGCUGGCGCUCGUGGGACCCGGCGCCAUGUACGCGGGGACUUGGUACUGGCGCGAGAAGACGAUUGCGGGCGUCAGUCGGAUGGAGGAGGGCGCAGAGAAGAAGAAGAACCGCUAA
Molecule: messenger RNA, 2511 nt
Organism: Pyricularia pennisetigena
Lineage: Eukaryota; Fungi; Ascomycota; Sordariomycetes; Magnaporthales; Pyriculariaceae
Exons: 5
Coding region: 1-2511 (836 amino acids)
Molecular function (GO): FAD binding
Source: RefSeq, a predicted model, not a curated record